UUCUUGUGCAUACGGUCAGUCCGCACGCAGGCGGCAGGACAACGUCGAUCAGGUGUUCGACGUGAUCGUGAAAACGAACGAAAAAAAUUCGAAACCUAAUUCCAAACAAAAAAAAACUUUCAAGUGAAAAUGUCCGACGUGCAACGAUAGCAUCGAAUCAAACACAAGUUUGAUAUGAAAUUAACAUAUUUAGUGAUAUUUUCAAACAAUGAAAUUUAAAAAGUUCAUAUGUGUCUUAGAAUAAACUUAAAUAAGUGAUAAUUUAGUGCAGAAUCUACAAGAAGUAGGAAACUAAGUUAUAAGUCCAGAAAACAACCAAAAAAAACUUGGUAGUCGUAGGCAACCAAGAAUUGCGUCACAAUGGCCACCCAUCAUGGCCUGCGGCACGAGAGCGACGAAAACUUUUCGGACGACGAGAGCUUUCCGUUGACGCACGAUAUUUAUGGCGGAAGUACUAGAACAGUCCCAGAUACGAAAGGAUGGGACGUUUUCCGAGACCCACCGACAAAAGUCGACUCUGGCUCGAUGGCCAACCAAAAAUGUCUCGACAUCACCGUGAAGAUCUUCAAAGCGAUCGCUUACCUCGUCACUUUUGUAAUUGUCCUCGGUUCAGGGGUGAUAGCAAAAGGCACGCUGUUAUUCAUGACCUCCCAACUUAGCCCUGAUAAAGUAACCACGUAUUGCAACCGAGAAUUAGGCCGUGAUAAACAAUUCGUAGUAAAACUACCGCAGGAAGAACGAGUCGCGUGGAUGUGGUGUCUGGUCUUUGCGUUCUGGGUACCACAACUCGGGACACUUUUCCGGUCAUCUCGUAUGUGUGUCUUCAAAUCGUGGAAGAAGCCAGCCUUCUCGCACUUUCUCAUCGUGUUCCUAUGCGAGACGGCGCAUACCAUCGGCAUUGCGCUGCUAGUCUUCUACGUCCUUCCCGAUCUGGACGUGGUCAAAGGCGCUAUGCUCACCAACUGCGUGUGUUUCAUCCCAGGCGUUUUAGGGUUACUGUCACGCAGUAACAAAGAAUCAAAACGGUUUAUUAAAGUGAUCGUGGAUUUGUUUGCUAUCGCAGCACAAGCCACAGGAUUUGUCGUCUGGCCAAUUGUGGAGCAAAAACCGGAAAUGUGGUUGAUCCCAGUCGCCAUUUUCUUGACAUCUAUCGGAUGGUGGGAGAACUAUAUCUCUAAACAUUCCCCGAUUCCGUUUAUUAAACGAUUAGGAAAAAUCAAAGAAGAAUUCGAAGGAUGCCGUUAUUUCUCUUAUAUUUUUAUAUCAAUCUGGAAGUGUAUCAUCUUCAUGAUCAGUUUGCUGGUGAUCAUGUUCGUCAAACACGGUGAAGCAGGUUUUGUCUUCACUGAUUUCUCACCUGGGUUUGGCGCACAUAAAAUAACCAUCUUGGAAAUCAAACCAACUCUUGGUGGUACCACCAUGCCAGAUCUAACUGAAUUGAUUACUACAGGAGAUGAUACUACCAUCAACGCCAAUGACAUGUCUCCAGUCUAUGUUCUCAUGAUCAACAUUCUUGCGUCUUACCUAUGUUAUAUAUUUGGUAAAUUCGCUUGUAAAAUCAUGAUCCAAGGAUUUUCCUAUGCCUUCCCUGUUAACCUAACCAUUCCUGUUUCUAUUUCCUUGUUGAUUACUGCAUGUGGUCUGCGAAAUGAUGACCCUUGCUUCUUCAAUGAAACCCUACCAGGUUACUUAUUCUAUCAAAGCCCACCUGUGUAUUUCUUCAACGAUUUCAUAACACACCAACAUGCGUGGGUGUGGAUGUUAUGGUUGUUAUCACAAACAUGGAUAACUCUACAUAUUUGGACUCCUAAAUGCGAAAGGUUGGCACGUACAGAGAAGCUAUACGUGUCUCCAAUGUAUGAUGGACUUUUGAUCGAUCAAAGUAUGGGUAUGAAUAGACGUAGAGAUGAUGAAGCGGAUGUUAAAACUGAGGAAUUAGACGAAAUUCAGAAAGAAAAAGGUGAUGAAUACUAUGAAACCAUUUCUAACCAUACCGAUGGAUCUACCCCGAAAACUAUCAAGAAUUCUGACCAUAUUACUAGAAUUUAUGCGUGUGCUACUAUGUGGCAUGAAAACAAAGAAGAAAUGAUAGAGUUCUUAAAGAGUAUUCUUCGUUUGGAUGAAGAUCAAUCUGCGCGACGAGUAGCCCAAAAAUAUCUCAGGGUUGUAGAUCCGGAUUAUUACGAAUUUGAAACUCACAUUUUCUUCGAUGACGCUUUUGAAAUCUCUGAUCAUAAUGACGAUGAUACUCAAGUCAAUCGUUUCGUUAAACUAUUGGUCUCUACUUUGGACGAAGCAGCCAGUGACGUCCAUCAAACCCACAUCCGCAUUCGUCCACCCAAAAAGAUACCCACACCGUAUGGAGGUCGCUUAAUCUGGACCCUGCCUGGCAAAACCAAAAUGAUUGCUCAUCUCAAAGACAAGAUGAAGAUUCGUCAUCGUAAACGUUGGUCUCAAGUCAUGUACAUGUACUACCUCCUCGGUCAUCGCCUCAUGGAAUUACCAAUCUCAGUGGACCGUAAAGCAGUUAUCGCGGAGAAUACUUAUCUUUUGACUUUGGAUGGUGACAUUGAUUUUCAACCAUCCGCAGUAACCCUCCUGAUUGAUUUGAUGAAGAAAAACAAGAACUUAGGAGCUGCCUGUGGGCGUAUUCACCCUGUGGGAUCAGGUCCCAUGGUGUGGUAUCAAAUGUUUGAAUAUGCUAUUGGUCAUUGGCUUCAAAAGGCUACUGAACACAUGAUUGGAUGCGUACUUUGUAGCCCUGGGUGUUUCUCACUCUUCAGGGGUAAAUCUCUAAUGGACGAUAAUGUUAUGAAGAAGUAUACUACCCGAUCUGAUGAAGCUAGACAUUAUGUGCAGUACGAUCAAGGAGAAGAUCGUUGGCUUUGCACCUUAUUGUUACAAAGAGGCUAUCGUGUAGAAUACUCAGCCGCUUCAGAUGCUUACACACAUGCCCCGGAAGGUUUCAAUGAGUUCUACAACCAGCGUCGUCGUUGGGUACCAUCCACCAUUGCAAACAUCAUGGAUCUUCUAGUGGACUACAAAAAGACUAUUAAAAUCAACGACAACAUCUCCAUGCCCUACAUUGGUUAUCAAAUUCUAUUGAUGGGUGGUACCAUCCUUGGACCCGGAACAAUUUUCCUUAUGUUGGUGGGUGCCUUUGUGGCAGCUUUCCAGAUUGACAAUUGGACCAGUUUCUACUACAAUAUCGUACCCAUUUUCUUCUUCAUGUUGGUUUGCUUUACUUGCAAGUCAAACAUUCAACUACUCUGCGCGCAGAUAUUAUCCACCGGCUAUGCUUUGAUCAUGAUGGCUGUUAUUGUUGGUACCGCUCUGCAGUUACGUGAAGACGGCAUCGGUUCUCCAUCUGCUAUAUUCUUGAUAGCAAUGACAAGUUCAUUCUUCAUAGCAGCGUGUCUCCAUCCACAAGAAUUUUGGUGUAUUGUGCCGGGUAUUAUUUACCUGUUGUCAAUUCCAUCUAUGUACCUCCUGCUGAUUUUGUAUUCAAUCAUCAAUCUAAACGUUGUAUCCUGGGGUACUCGUGAAGUCGCCGUUAAAUUAACUAAAAAAGAACUCGAACAACAACGCAAAGAAGCGGAAGAAGCCAAAAAGAAAGCGAAACAAAAGUCACUAUUGGGAUUCCUACAAGGAGGAGGUACCAGCGACGAUGAUGAAGGCAGCAUUGAAUUAUCAGUUGCUGGAUUAUUCAAAUUUAUGUUAUGCACACACCAGAAAGCCGGCGAUGAGAAAGCGCAACUUAUUCAUAUCGCCGAUACAUUGGAAGGCUUGACCAAACGUUUGGAUCACAUUGAAAAGGUAAUCGAUCCUCAGGGUCACGCUUCACGCAGACGUAGCAUGUCGGCUUCAUCCCGCGGAGAUCAUCAUCAUCUGAGUGCUGUUGCGGAAGAUCCAACCGAGGAGUCGUCAGACAGCGAUAGCGAAACAAUGUCAACAGUUCCACAAAACAAACGCGACGAUCUCAUCAAUCCAUAUUGGAUCGAAGAUCCCGAUCUAAGGAAAGGAGAGGUGGAAUUCUUAAGUUCAACGGAAAUCGCCUUCUGGAAGGAGUUGUUGGAUAAAUAUUUGUAUCCAAUUGACGAGAACAAGGAGGAAAAGGCACGUAUCGCGUCCGACUUAAAAGAACUGAGAAACUCGUCCGUGUUUGCUUUCUUCAUGGUCAAUGCUAUAUUUGUCUUGAUCGUGUUCUUAUUGACACUGAAGAAGGAUUACCUGCACGUAAAAUGGCCGUUCGGCAUCAAGACAAAUAUAACAUACGACGAGAGUACACAAGAGGUGCACAUCAGCAAGGAGUACCUUCAAUUGGAACCUAUUGGUCUGGUAUUUGUGUUCUUCUUCGCGUUGAUUCUGGUGAUCCAGUUUACGGCCAUGUUGUUCCAUCGUUUCGGUACCUUGGCUCACAUUUUGGCAUCAACAGAUCUCAACUUUGGAUGCUCUAAAAAGAAAGAGGAUCUGUCUCCAAACGCGUUACUCGAUCGACAAGCAGUCGAAAUCGUCAAGCAACUGCAGCGAUUGCAGGGCAUCGACGAUGGAGACUACGAAAACGAUUCCGGUUCUGGCCCUGAUCGUAUCGGCCGUAGGAAAACAAUUCAUAAUUUGGAACGAGCUGCGCAAAGGAAGAGACAGAUCGGCACGUUGGACGUCGCAUUUAAGAAGCGUUUUGCUAAAUUGAAUGCCAACCCUGAAGGAGGUAAUGUUUCACUUAAAAUCUCCACGUAUUACUCAAACGUAUUUUUUACCACAGGUACUCCUAUUUUGAGCCGUCGAAUGACAAUGGGCAAAGAAACAAUGAAGGCGUUAGAGGUCCGGGUUAAUUCCGUAAUGGCGGAACGUCGCAAGUCUAAUAUGCAAACACUGGGCGCAAAGAACGAAUACGGCAACAAUAAUGUCAUCCGGAAUCAUCGUAACAGCACGACUAGUAUCCCGAUCAAGGACGUCUUUGACAAUGGUCCAAAUGGGCAAGUUAAUAAGGCCUACGAAGAGGAGACUUAUGGAAGUCGGUCAUCGUUACCGAUGCAUCCUAGAAAUUCUGUCAAUUGGAAAGGCAGUUUGAGUAGAAUGUAACCACAAGAGGCAUGCGAAUUAAGACUCAAAACUACCUGAUAAAUGACAAUAUGCAAAUGAAAACAAUUUUAGACAAAUGAAUGAUGAUUAUGAAUGAUUGAUAGCUAAUAAGAAAGACUUGAUUUUGUAUAUAAGCUCAACUAUAAUUAAAUAUAAUGUAAUUUAAAAGAA
This is a messenger RNA of Dalotia coriaria, 5253 nucleotides long. RefSeq names its product hyaluronan synthase-like protein kkv (gene kkv). Lineage: Eukaryota; Metazoa; Arthropoda; Insecta; Coleoptera; Staphylinidae. Gene Ontology annotation, molecular function: chitin synthase activity. The coding region runs from base 361 to 5082 and encodes 1573 amino acids. The transcript is spliced from 8 exons. Gene Ontology annotation, cellular component: cell periphery; cell septum. The record is from RefSeq and is a predicted model, not a curated record.